CACUCUCCCGCCCUCGCCUUUGCCUAAGAUCCGGCUUGGAGGAAAGGGAUGAAUGUUAAUUUCAAAGAUGGCGGCGGAGGGAGGAGGGAAGGAGAUGAACGAAAUCAAAACUCAGUUCACCACUCGGGAAGGUGUUUACAAACUCCUCACACACUCCGAAUACAGCCGUCCCAACAGAGUGCCUUUUAACUCGCAGGGCUCCAACCCGGUCAAGGUCUCCUUCGUCAACGUCAACGACCAGUCGGGCAACGGCGACAGGAUCUGUUUCAAUGUGGGCCGUGAACUCUACUUCUACAUCUACAAAGGUGUCCGAAAGGCUGCAGACCUGAGCAAGCCCAUAGACAAGCGCAUCUACAAGGGAACACAGCCCACCUGUCAUGACUUCAACCACCUCACCGCCACAGCCGAGAGUGUGUCGCUCCUGGUUGGCUUCUCUGCCGGGCAAGUGCAGCUCAUCGACCCCAUCAAGAAGGAGACGAGCAAGCUCUUCAAUGAGGAGAGACUAAUAGACAAGUCCAGGGUGACGUGUGUGAAGUGGGUUCCGGGCUCCGAGAGCCUCUUCCUGGUGUCGCACGCCAGCGGCAACAUGUACCUGUACAACGUGGAGCACACGUGCGGCACCACGGCGCCGCACUACCAGCUCCUUAAGCAGGGUGACAACUACUCUGUGCACACCUGCAAGAGCAAAUCCACGCGGAACCCCCUUCUCAAGUGGACAGUGGGCGAGGGCGCCCUCAACGAAUUUGCCUUCUCGCCCGAUGGGAAGUUCCUGGCGUGCGUGAGCCAGGACGGCUUCCUGCGCGUGUUCAACUUUGACGCGGUGGAGCUGCACGGCACCAUGAAGAGCUACUUCGGCGGCCUGCUGUGCGUGUCCUGGAGCCCCGACGGCAAGUACAUCGUAGCGGGCGGCGAGGACGACCUGGUCACCGUGUGGUCCUUCCUGGACUGCCGGGUGAUCGCGCGCGGCCACGGCCACAAGUCGUGGGUGAGCGUGGUGGCCUUCGACCACUACACCACCAGCGUGGAAGAGAGCGACCCGCUGGAGUUCAGCGGCAGCGACGAGGACUUCCAGGAGCAGGUGGCCAACUCGGGGCGGGACCGCGCCAACAGCACGCAGUCGCGACUCUCCCAGCGCAACUCCACCGAGAGCAGGCCCGUCAGCGUCACGUACCGCUUCGGCUCAGUGGGCCAGGACACUCAGCUGUGCCUGUGGGACCUCACAGAGGACAUUCUGUUCCCACACUUGCCUCUUUCACGGACUCGGACGCAUACCAAUGUGAUGAACGCCUCCAUCCCGCCGCCGGGCUCCACCAUCCUCGCUUCGAGUACCAACGCCACUAACGGAAGCACCAGCGGAGCCAUCACUCCCGGCGUGAACUCUAUCUCCGGUACACUGCCGCGCUCCAAUAGCCUGCCCCAUUCCACCGCUUCCAGCACCGCCCCGACAGCCACAACCGCGACGACGAAUAACACGACCAAGCCGAGCGGCGGUAUCGUGGACAGCGCCAUCGCCACGGGCGUCAGCAAGUUCGCCACGCUGUCGCUGCACGAGCGCAAGGAGCGCCACCACGAAAAGGACCACAAGCGCAACCACAGCAUGGGCCACAUCAGCAGCAAGAGCAGCGAUAAGCUCAACGUGCUGACCAAGAGCAAGACGGACGCCGCCAAGACGCUGGGCACGGCGCUGUGCCCGCGCAUGGAGGACGUGCCGCUGCUCGAGCCGCUCAUCUGUAAAAAGAUAGCGCACGAGAGGCUGACUGUGCUCAUAUUUUUAGAGGACUGCUUAGUGACUGCUUGUCAGGAGGGAUUUAUUUGCACAUGGGCCAGGCCAGGCAAAGUGGGUUUAUUGUCCUCCCAAAACCAAGCCAGCUCUCCCAGUGGAACAGUAGUAUAGCCAGCCCACCACACAAUAAAUCUGCUGCUAAAGACAUAAACCCACGCAAGCCACAGUCUGAUGCUGCUCUUCACUUCCUCUGCGAGUGUUGCAAGUUUGUCCUAUUUUUUUUAACCCCCCCCCCCCUUUUCUAUUUUGCAUUCACUUAAGUGCAGUGUUUCCCAAUGUUCCUUGAGCCAAGGUGCCUGUUCUAGAUUGGGAAAAUAUAUAUUCUGUGCCGUGAAGAAAUAUUUGCUCUCUUCUCAAAUUAUUUUUAUUGUAUUUUUUUUUCAGAAUUUCCCCCACUUUAAAAUGCAAGAUUAUUACGCACAUUUAAAUAUCAGACAUAGAUUAUACCCAGGUAAACACUUUGGGGGGGGGGGGGGGGUAAAAACAAAAAUUCGAAUCUACCUGUCCCUGCAUGAAUUUGUAACUUGCCCACUAAUAUUAGAACUAGUUGGAUGAUGCAUUAUUUGUCGUAAAUCAUAUUGGACCAAUUAAAUGAAAUUUGACAGUGGUUGGGAAUCACUGCUUUAGAGCAAGGGUGGGCAACUUGCGGCCCUUGGGCCAAACACAUGGCCCGGCUGAACAUUGAUCCAGCAUCCCAUGCAAUUCCCCAAAACAAAAACAUUUAACCGCAAAUGUACUCUCACCCUGUCCUCCAUUCUUUUUUUUUUUUUUUUUUAGCUUCGGAAAAAGAUUGCCCAUCUAUGCCUUAUAGGAAGACCGCAUCACGGGGGGGGAAGUGCAAUGUUGACUGUUGCUGUACUUAUUUUAAUAGUUUAGAACAGAAAAUGUUAAGGCUCCAUGUCAAUACCCAUCCUGAGUGAAUGGUUCUGUAACACAUUAAAAAAAAGUAAACUAGAAGUGUAGCUUAGACUGCUCAGGGUUAUUGAAAUUGUGUGGAGACGUUUUUUUUUUUCUUUGACGAUCAAGCGAGCAUCUGGGAUUGUUGCAUCCGUUAUGUCUGUCUCCCUAAUUUCCAACCCAAUGACUUUUGCACUGAUACUUUUUUUUUAGUACUACUCUAUUGGAAAUAAAAAAAGAGGGCAGGGGUCUGUUUUAACGUCCUCAUUCUGUUUCCCCUAAAAAAAGUUAAAAACUGGAUGCUGCAAUUAUAGUCUUUAUCAAGAGAGAAAGUUUGCACUUAAAUUGGUUUAUCAGAUGAAAAAAAAUGGCUUUACAUGUUUUUGUGCUGUGCUCACAACUCACAGAUGGCUAAUACAGUAGAGAAAAAAACUAUUAAAAGUCUUUAUUGAACAUUUAUUUUAAUAUUGUGUUCAGAUUGAAAUGUGUUCUGUAUCAUACUGUGUAUAUUGUAAUAAUCGAUUUGAUGCCGGGCAGGGUUGGGGAGGGCAAACUUACCAUUUCCCCCGUGGGAAGUUUUGUCAUGGAUAGUUAUAUUUCUAAAGCCUAAAGUAUACAUAUGAAUAAUAUUAAAAAUAAUCUUGAAUA
Molecule: messenger RNA, 3328 nt
Organism: Hippocampus zosterae (dwarf seahorse)
Lineage: Eukaryota; Metazoa; Chordata; Actinopteri; Syngnathiformes; Syngnathidae
Gene: wdr20a
Product: WD repeat domain 20a
Exons: 4
Coding region: 53-1894 (613 amino acids)
Molecular function (GO): protein binding
Source: RefSeq, a predicted model, not a curated record